Molecule: messenger RNA, 567 nt
Organism: Plasmodium gallinaceum
Lineage: Eukaryota; Apicomplexa; Aconoidasida; Haemosporida; Plasmodiidae
Product: conserved Plasmodium protein, unknown function
Exons: 5
Coding region: 1-567 (188 amino acids)
Source: RefSeq, a predicted model, not a curated record
AUGAAUGAUACAACUUCUUGUAAUUUAAGCGUAGAAAAAAGAUAUGAACACUUAAAAUUAUUUUUUAGUAAUAUCACUAGUUUAAUUUUUGAAUUAAAAGACUUAAUGAAAGUUCAUGAAAUUUUAAUCUAUAAGGCAAAAUUAGAAGCUAAUGAAAAAGGAAAUUUUAAAAAAAAUCAAGAAGAACUUAUGAUAUUGAAACAAAAAUUUGAAUUAAUAAGAAAAGAAAAUGAUAAAAUGGAAAAUCAGCUGAAAUAUUAUAAAUCUAUUAAUGAUUCUAUAAAUUCUCAAAUUAAUCAUACUUCAGAUAACAUACAAAAAAUGAAAUCAAAUAUUAUUUUAGAAGAACAAAAGAAGAUAGAAAUGAAAAAACACAUAAACGACCUAAAAUGUAAAUAUUGUAGAACUUUAAAACAAAAACAAAUACUGGAUGAUAACUUUUUACAUUUAACAAAAGAAAACAAAAAAAACUAUAAGGAAAAUAAAGAAAUUAAUAGUUUAUUCAAAGAAUUAGAGAUUAAAAUUGAAUCUGUUACAUCUAACAGUGAAAAUAUAAUAGAAAAGUAG